GCAGUCCUCGCGCGGCCGGCGACACGAUCGCAGCCGCAGCCGCAGCCGCAGCAUCACGGCUCCUCCCUGACUCCUCGACGCCAUCCAAUCCAUCUCCUCCGCCGCGCGAAUCCUUCCAAAACUCAUCAUUACAUUGCACGCAACGCCAACGCCCCACGCCCCCCCCCCCCCCGCGCGAGAGAGAGAGAGAGAAGCAAGGGGAGAACUAAUGGCGCCGCCGCCGCCGCCGCUGCCGGCGGCUGAGGAGGAGGGCUGCGUGGCGAGGUGGAUGCGGCGGGAGAUGCUCCUGGGGCUCGCGCUGGGGCAGUUCGUGUCGCUGCUCAUCACCUCCACCGGCUUCUCCUCCUCCGAGCUCGCCCGCCGAGGUAUAAAUGCACCAACAUCUCAGUCCCUGUUGAACUACAUCCUUCUUGCCCUAGUCUAUGGUGGUAUACUCAUCUACCGGAGGCAGCCACUCACGAUAAAAUGGUACUACUAUCUGAUCCUUGGGAUUAUUGACGUGGAAGCGAAUUAUAUAGUCGUCAAGUCUUAUCAGUACACAUCUUUGACAAGCGUGAUGCUCUUGGAUUGCUGGUCAAUUCCUUGUGUGAUUGUUCUUACAUGGAUAUUUUUGAAGACCAAGUAUGGACUCAGGAAGUUCAUCGGCGUUGGAGUUUGCGUGGCCGGACUUAUAUUAGUAGUAUUUUCAGAUGUCCAUGCCUCUGAUCGAGCUAAAGGACCCAACCCUUUGAAGGGAGAUUUGCUUGUGAUCUUUGGUUCCAUGCUUUAUGCUUGCAGCAAUGUUACAGAGGAGUAUCUGGUCAAGAAAAGCAACAGAGUUGAGUUGAUGGCAAUGCUGGGACUUUUUGGAGCUGUUAUCAGUGGAAUACAAAUAAGUAUACUUGAGAGAAAGGAACUUCAUUCAAUUAAUUGGAAUGCUGGUGCAGUGCUUCCUUUUCUUGGAUUCGCAUUAGCAAUGUUCUUGUUCUACUCAACUGUACCCACAGUACUGAAGAUAUGUGGGGCAACAAUGCUGAACCUCUCGCUGCUGACUUCAGACAUGUGGGCUGUUCUGAUCCGCAUAUUUGCUUACCACGAGAAGGUCGACUGGAUCUACUUCGUCGCCUUCGCCGGCACAGCGGUUGGCCUCCUCAUCUACUCAUACAAGAGCUCCAAGGAGGCCGAGGAGACGGCGCAGGUCGCCGGAGCCAGCGACGAGCAGGGCAAAGCGGGUGAUGAAGAGGCCGGAGUGCAGAGCUCGGCGUGAAGCUCCUGCGCCUGCAUCGGCGGCGGCCGGAUCUGCAAGAAUGCUACAGGGAAAUAUGUAAUUGUCGAUGAAUUAACAACAGGCCAUGUCCAGAUUUGUCACUGGAAAUUGGUUUUUUCUCGGACGGAGAGAGCAGAGUGGAGACUGGAGAGAGGGAGGAGAGGCAGCCAUUUGAUUGAGAAGAUGUACACCGAUGAUUAGUGGCCAAGCCAAUUUCUUUGUUUUUGUC
Messenger RNA from Oryza brachyantha (malo sina), 1475 nucleotides. Its product is annotated as solute carrier family 35 member F1-like. The transcript has 11 exons. Gene Ontology annotation, biological process: transmembrane transport. Lineage: Eukaryota; Viridiplantae; Streptophyta; Magnoliopsida; Poales; Poaceae. Gene Ontology annotation, molecular function: transmembrane transporter activity. The record is from RefSeq and is a predicted model, not a curated record. Gene Ontology annotation, cellular component: membrane. The coding region runs from base 209 to 1246 and encodes 345 amino acids.